ACAUUUCUUUUCUUCUUCCUCAAAUAAUUCAGUGUGUAUUAGAUUUUUCUUCAUGGGAUCCACACGCUUUGCAGUACCUCAUUAAACCCAGUAUUUUAGCUGUUCCAUGAAGUCCACAUUCAUUUCUAUAUAUCUUGCUCCACUGAUUAUGAAUCUCAGUAUCUCUUAAACAGAACCUUUCGUUUUUCUUCCCCUUUCUGCGCAUACUAACUCUUAUUUCUCUUGCAAAAACCUUUCUUUACACUUUCGGUCUUUAUCUUGCAAAGUAUGGCUGAACAGAUCCCAUUCGGCAUUGCACAAAACUUAUUAACAAAGCUGGCAUCAUCUGCCUUCCAAGAAAUAGGAUUGAUAUAUGGUGUCAAAAAUGAUCUUUGUGGGCUUGAAAAUACUUUCUCCACUAUUAAAGCUGUACUUCUAGAUGCUGAGAAGAAGCAGGCGAAGAGUCAUGCAGUGAAGAGCUGGAUAAAGAGACUUCAAGAUGUUGUCUAUGAUGCAGAUUACUUGCUGGAUGACAUGGCAACUGAAGGUUUGCGAAGAAAGGUUGAAGGUCAGGGAAGAAUGGUGAGGAAGGUAUGCGACUUCUUUUCUUCCUCAAAUCAAAUUGCAUUUCGUUUUAAGAUGGGUCAUAGAAUCAAAGAUAUCAGAAAGAGGCUAGAUGAUGUCGCUAAAGAUAUCUCUACCUUCGGCUUUAUAACUAGCAACCAAGGUGUAGCUGAUAUGCAAGUUAUGAAUAAUUGGAGAGAGACAGACUCCUUUGUAUUGAAAUCAGAAUUCAUAGGAAGAGAAGCUGAUAAGGAAAAAAUCAUAGAAUCAUUGUUCAGUCCAAACAAUCAAAGCAAUGUUUCUAUAGUUGCAAUUGUUGGUUUUGGUGGCUUAGGAAAGACUGCCCUUGCCCAAUUAGUGUUUAAUGAUGAGAAAGUGGUGAAUUGUUUUGAUUUGAAAAUAUGGGUAUGUAUUUCCGAGGAGUCAAAUGUUCAAAUGCUAGUAAAAAUGAUCCUUAAAAGUGCAACUAGUGAUGAAGUGCUCAACUGGCCUUUGGAACAGUUGCAAAUCCGUCUUAGACAACAUUUAGAAGGAAAAAAAUACUUGUUGGUGUUGGAUGAUGUGUGGAAUGUAGAUUAUAGAAUUUGGGGUCAAUUGAGAAAAUAUUUGAUGGUUGGUGCAAUAGGAAGCAAGAUUUUAGUAACUACUCGUAGCAUGGGAAUUGCUUUAGCUAUGGAUGUAGACUCUCCAUAUGAAUUAGGGGGUAUAACAGAAGAUCAUUCAUGGGAUUUAUUUGAGAAGCUAGUAUUUAGAGAGGGAACAAGUAGAGUGAAUCCAAAUUUAAUAGAAAUAGGGAAAAAAAUUGCAAAGAAGUGCAAAGGAGUUCCACUUGCAAUUAGAGCUUUAGGAGGUAUAAUGCAACUAAAAAGUAGAGAAAUAAAUGAAUGGUUGUUUGUCUUGGAAAAUAAGAUAUGGAAGUCGUUUGAGGACGAUAGUGAUGUUGGUCCAGUAUUGAAAUUGAGUUAUGACCACUUGCCAUAUCAUUUAAAGCAAUGUUUCACAUAUUGUGCAAUGUUUCCUAAGGAUUAUGAGUUUGAUAAGGAGACGUUAAUUCAAUUAUGGAUGGCACAAGGUUAUGUUCAAUGUGGCAGUCAAAGUGGAAAUGAAAGUUUAGAGGAGAUUGGCGAUGGAUACUUCAAUGAAUUAUUAUUUAGGUCAUUUUUUCAAAAGGAUGAGUAUUGUUAUAAAAUGCAUGAUCUCAUCCAUGACCUUGCACAGUCAAUAGCAGGGGAUAGUUGUUUUGUAGUAAAUGAUACUACUAAAGAUAUUCCUGAUAGAGUCCAACAUGUGUAUUUUGAGGGGCUGCCUUCUAAGGAAUGCUUGAGAAAGUUCAAAAACAAGGGGUUGAGGACACUAUUUUUUUCUGGCCAGUUAGAUAUAAAUUUAGAUAGUAUUAUUUCAAAUUGUAGAAGUUUAUGUGUAUUGAGUGUACGUGGGUGGCAUAUCCAUGGAUUGCCAGAUUCAAUUGGAAAGUUGAAGCACUUGAGGUAUCUUGACAUCACAGAAAAUUAUUUUGUCAAAUCACUUCCAAACUGUAUUUGUAGUUUGUAUAAUUUGCAAACUCUAAUACUCACAAAAUGUGGGUAUCUUAGAGAAUUACCGAGAGACAUAAGAAAAUUGAUUUGUCUUAGAAGUCUCAUGAUUGAUGAAUGUAAUAGGCUUGAAUACAUGCCAGUGGGGUUAGGGAGAUUAACUAGUCUGAAAAGAUUACGUAGUUUUAUUGUGGGAAGGGAUCAAGGAAGGAGAUGUGCCACGUUAAAUGAAUUGAAUAGCCUAAAUCAGCUUAGUGGUGAAAUUUCCAUUCACGGACUAGAAAAUGUGAAAAGUGCUGCGUUGGAGUCCAACCAAGUAAAUCUCAAGGAAAAGAAACACCUUCACUCCUUGGAUUUGUAUUUCUAUUGGGAUGGCACGGGAGAUAUUGAUAGUGGAAAUAGUGAGUUGUUGUUGGAUAACCUACACCCUCACCCUAACUUGAAACAAUUGUAUGUUAAUCGGCACUAUUGGUGCAGCUACGGAGGUUUGAGGUUUUCAAAUUGGCUUUCUUCUAUCACAAAUCUUGUCGAUAUUGAUAUAAGAAAAUGUCCAAAAUGCGAGCAUCUACCACCGUUGGAUCGUCUCCCUUCUCUGAAAUCUCUCAGACUUGACGAGUUCAAUUCACUGAAUUAUAUAUCGGAUGAGAUGGCAGAAUCUUCCUCUUUUUCAUCUGCAUCAACAACAUUCUUCCCAUCCCUAAAGAUUCUUCAACUCUUUGACUGCCCUAAUCUGAAAGGGUGGUGGAGAACAUGUAGGGACGCUGAGCUAGUGCCUCAAUUUCCUUGUCUUUCUGAAUUAGAGAUUUGGAAUUGCCCUAACCUGACUUUGAUGCCAACAUUUCCAUCUCUGGACAUGGAGCUGUGUCUUUCAAAUGCCAACAUAAGACCAUUGCAUCAGACAUUGAAGAUUAAGAUAAUGACUGCAACGGCUUCCACAUUACCAUCAACCUCUUCCUCAGUUACUGCUUCAUUUUCCAAAUUAAAGUCUUUGUAUUUAGAAGACAUUGAGGAUCUAUCAUCUCUACCUGGAGAGUGGAUGCAGGGCCUCAUCUCCCUUGACAAUCUUAAUGUUUCUAUGCUAUCAAAUCUGGUGUCUCUACCGAGGGAGCUUCGAUAUGUUACCACCCUGCGGCGUCUCGGAAUCUGGAGUUGUUCUAAUUUGACGGCUUUGCCGGACUGGAUGGGCAACCUCACAUCACUUGAAUAUCUAGACAUCGAUAACUGCCGCAAAUUGGAAUCGCUACCAAAAGUAAUGCGUCAAAUGACCACUUUACAACGGUUGAGAAUUUUUAAUUGCCCCCGUUUGUCUGAAAGAUGCGGACACGAUAUGGCUGCAGAUUGGCCCAACAUUUCUCACAUCCCAUAUAUCAUGAUAGAUGCGCAUCAAAUUCAAGAGCGUGGCCGCUAUUUAUUGGAAGAAGAAGGAGACUCCUCUGCUUCCACCGAGGUACAACUAUAGAAGAAUGAUUCUACUUAGCUUUGACUAUCCAUGGGAUGGUAGAACAUAUUGCUAGCUCCAACAACAGAAUUAUAUGUUGCACACAGCAAACCUUUUUCUACUUCAGAAUUUUAGAAAGGGAAUAGAAGCAAAUGAUGUUUGUCCUGCAACAGAUGAUAUUUGGAUUUUGGAAGUUGUAAAUUACUUUAGGAUCUACUCUUCUAAUAGGAUUCAGGAAUGAAGCAAUUUUGAACUUGAAGCUUAUAUUGCACAUACUUCCUUUUUCCAUGAUUACAAAGUAACAAAUUAAAGGUUAAAUUGACAUGAAAAGGAUCAUCAGCUGCUUCUACAAGGUGUCUCUCUCCAUCUGGGCUGGAAGGAUGUUGAUAACUUGAAUUAACUCUUACAAUAGACAUUUAGAAUCCAUGUUGCAUUUUUGGAGGCAAUGAGAAUCUGCAUUCUGUCUAAAUUCUGUCAAUUACCACAUCUCUACCCCUUCGAGAAUCAAGAAGCUAGCGACUGCAGGGUGCAUUGGAAUGUAUCAUUGAUGAUGAUGAUGGAUCACAAGUCACAACUCACAACUCACCACGAUGUCAUGUUCGCCGAGCCAUCAUGCUGCAAUCCAGCCACUUUGGAGUUAGGACCAUGGAAUGUAUUGUCACCUCCAACACUUCUGAUGUUGCGUCAUUCUGAUGUUUUCAUUUUCUUAAAGCAGUUAGCUUUGAAUUAUAUUUUAAUCUAUCCUGACUGUUUUUUCUGAAUUUAAUGCAAUAUAUCCAUGCGCUAAUCCUUGCAGGAAUACAACCUGGAGCAAGGUCGGAUAUCAAAGCAACAGAUCCUAAAACGUGGAGAACUUCCUCUGGGAAAAUGAGGCUAAAAUUCUUAGAUUUUUGUAAGAAAUUUAUGUGCUGCUACAAACUAUGGAAAAAAGCGCAUCUAGUAAUGUCUAUUAGCAUCCGCUUUCAUGUAGGCACAGAGCAAGUGUGAGUUUACAUGAAAUGUAGGUAUCAUAUGCUUUUAAUUAUUUUGUCAAUUUAUUUUUGUCAAAAUGCUUGGUUUUGUAAUUAUUUCACUAUCUCAGUUGGUUUCUUCCCUUAACCAUCUGAGCAUUAGGUUAUAAAGGGAGCUUAACAGAGUGCAUCUUGCACACAUUCAAUCUCUGCAAUCACUCACCAGUUCCAAAGUUUAUGAGUUGGGAUGGUCUGCCAGCUUUACACUGGUAUAUACAUUUCUGGAUCUAGCUUUACACUGCCAGUUCCAAAGUUGCUUUGCCAUUGGUUGUGUUGCAAAGGAGAAUUCUUAACUGUUUCUACAGGUUGCAUGCGCUUUCACGGCCUACUGGAAAAUCUUUUAGCAAACAGUCUCUAAUUUUAUUAUACCUUGUGCAUCUAAGUGUAGAGCAAAUGUUCUUUCUCUUGGUGCUGCAAUUUGGUGAAACUCCCACAUCUUUGCUCGAAAGAGAAACAGUGAAAUGCAACUCUGAGCCAUUGAACAAGAAAUACAAACAGCUACUAUGAUAGAGGAUUUGUCACUUGUCAAAUUGUAUAUAAUUAUAAAGGCAAGGUAAAAUUCAGAUGAAAAGAAUCAUCAGCUACUUCGACAAGACAUAUGCAGGGCUUUAUCUGGUAAGUAAAUCAACUACCCGCUUUGUUAUAUCUUCCCUUUUAUCUUUCAAGUUUGUCUCUGUACUAUAUGCAGGGCUGGAAGGAAGUUUAUAAAACUCUUGGAACAGACAUUUGGAAUCAAUUUUUCAUUUUCAGAAGCAAUCAGAAUUUCCAAUAGAAAUCAGGAAACUGAUUGUAUAUAUCAGCAAAAUGGGAAAAUGGAAAGAGAAAACGAGGAAGAGGUUGAAAGAGAACGAAACAGAGAGAGCGUGUCCUCGGUGACAGAACAGAGAGGGCUUGAGAGAGAGACCCCCGAUAACUCCACUCAUCUGCAGCCAAAUUCCGGACAUCAAUUACCGGGAAAACGAUCCAAAAAUCAGAUUUUGAAGCUUUUUAUUUUUGAGAGAGACGGCGUUGCUCGUCAUUGCCAUCUUCUCUUCCCCUCAUUGGCAUCUUCUCUUUGACACAAAUAGUUGGUGGCGGUAGAAGUGGAUACAACAAAGACAAAUGAAGUAAGUAGACUAGAAGAACAAUUAAUCAUCAUUAGAUGGAGUAACUAGGCACAUUAAUUAGAUGGGAAAAUUAAUAUGAAUUUUGAAUUUUGCUAGAUUUAGUAAUUGAUUACUAUUAACAAACAUUUUCAGAGUGAGUUACAAAACUUUUAUAUGUUCAUUCAAUAUCUUGUAUUUUCUUUUUGUCGAAUUAAUGAGUUAUACAGUUUUCAUAGGUAAUUUUUAUAA
Molecule: messenger RNA, 5857 nt
Organism: Hevea brasiliensis (rubber tree)
Lineage: Eukaryota; Viridiplantae; Streptophyta; Magnoliopsida; Malpighiales; Euphorbiaceae
Product: putative disease resistance protein RGA1
Exons: 9
Coding region: 268-3534 (1088 amino acids)
Biological process (GO): defense response to other organism
Molecular function (GO): ADP binding
Source: RefSeq, a predicted model, not a curated record